Messenger RNA from Dermatophagoides farinae (American house dust mite), 2423 nucleotides. It is a transcript of the gene Cortactin, whose product is annotated as cortactin. Gene Ontology annotation, molecular function: actin filament binding. Gene Ontology annotation, cellular component: cortical actin cytoskeleton; site of polarized growth; plasma membrane. NCBI's taxonomy places the organism in Eukaryota, Metazoa, Arthropoda, Arachnida, Sarcoptiformes, Pyroglyphidae. Gene Ontology annotation, biological process: cell migration; regulation of actin filament polymerization. The record is from RefSeq and is a predicted model, not a curated record.
GAUAUCAAUUAUCAUCAUUAAACAAAAAAACCAAACCUAUUGUCAAUCAAUUAUGAAAGAAUAAAACUGUCCAACAUUGAAAGUGGUUUUCUUGUUUCUAAUUGAAAUCUGUUGCGUGCGUCAUCAACGCUGUUAUGUCAUUUUUAUUAUUGGUCUUUGAAUUUUAAGUAAAAAAAAAUCUCGAAAAUCUUUCAACUAUUCCAAAUGUGGAAAAGUGCCCAAUACGUUAAUUCGGAUGCAUUAAAGUCGGCAGAUAACGAUGACUGGGAUACCGAUCCAGAUUUUAUUAACGAUGUGACCGAAGAGGAUCAACGUUGGGGUUCGAAAACUAUUGAAGGUUCUGGACGUACGGCUGCCGCUAUCGAUUUAGAUCAGCUUCGAAAUGAAGUUAGCCAAGAAGAUAUACAAUCAAAAGAAAAAUUUGCCCAUCAAUCGCAAAAGGAUAAUAAAGUAGGAUUUGGUGGUAAAUUCGGUGUACAAACAGAUCGUGUGGAUAAAUCAGCCGUUGGUUUCGAUUAUCAUGAAAAAGUGGAUAAACAUCAAUCGCAAAAAGAUUAUUCCACCGGUUUUGGUGGUAAAUUUGGUGUGCAAAAAGAUCGUGUAGACAAAUCAGCUGUUGGUUGGGAAUAUCAUGAAAAAGUAGAUAAACAUCAAUCACAAAAAGAUUAUUCGGUCGGUUUUGGUGGCAAGUUUGGCGUACAGAAGGAUCGAGUUGAUAAAUCGGCCCUCGGAUGGGAGCAUCAUGAAAAGGUGGACAAACAUGAAUCACAGAAAGAUUAUUCCGUAGGAUUUGGUGGCAAAUUUGGUGUACAGAAAGACCGUGUGGACAAAUCGGCUGUCGGCUGGGAACACCACGAAAAAGUAGAAAAGCAUGAAUCUCAAAAAGAUUAUUCGGUUGGCUUCGGUGGUAAAUUUGGAGUGCAAAAAGAUCGAGUGGAUAAAUCUGCUGUAGGUUGGGAACAUCAUGAAAAAGUGGAAAAACAUUCUUCACAAUUGGACGCUAGUAAAGGAUUUGGUGGUAAAUUCGGUGUACAAAAAGAUCGAGUUGAUAAAUCGGCCCUCGGUUGGGAGCAUCAUGAAAAAGUGGACAAGCAUGAAUCACAGAAAGAUUAUUCUGUCGGUUUUGGUGGCAAAUUUGGCGUGCAGAAAGAUCGUGUCGAUAAAUCGGCCCUUGGCUGGGAACAUCAUGAAAAGGUGGACAAACAUGAAUCACAAAAAGAUUAUUCUGUUGGAUUUGGCGGAAAAUUUGGUGUACAAAAAGAUCGUGUAGAUAAAUCGGCUGUUGGUUGGGAUCAUCACGAAACAGUGGAGAAACAUUCAUCACAAUUGGAUGCAAGCAAAGGAUUUGGUGGGAAAUUUGGCGUGGAAAAAGACCGUAAAGAUAGCUGCGCCAAACGUUGGGAAGAUCGUGAUGAUGAUGAUGAUGAUACAAAAAAGACAACAAACAUACAAAAGAAAGAAAUUAUUAAAGGUGAUGCCAAAUCAUUGGCAAGUAAAUUCGAAAAUCUAGCCAAACAAGAUGAUACUGUAGCCCGUGAAAGAAUUCAACGUGAACGUCAAAAACGAAUCGAACAAGAAGCACAUGAAAAAGAAUUGAAUAAAGAUCGUGUAGUGUUUGAAAGUGAAGCCCGAGAAGAUGAAGAAGAAUCUGGUGAUCGAUCGACAGAAUCUAGAAAUACCAAUACCAAUGUUAAUGAUGAUGAUGAUGAAAGGCCACUUCAUCAGCAAAAAGGUCGCCAUCUCAAUAAGAUAGGCAUCUCGGUAUUACCGGUGCCAAAAUCACCAACAACCAUAACCGCUGCUAAUACUACUAUAACAACAUCUUCAAUUCAACCAGAACCUGUAAUUAGUAAUCAACAACCGAUAGAAAUUCAACCAGCUGUUGUCGAAACAAAUCCAGUUCAUCAAGAACAAGAACAAGAAGCAACAAGUUGUGUGACAACUGUUGAAACAACAAACAAUGAAGAUCUAGGUUUAACGGCAAUUGCAUUGUUUGAUUAUGAAGCGGCCGAAUCGGAUGAAAUUACAUUUGAUCCAGAUGAAUUGAUUACUAAUAUUGAAAUGAUUGAUGAAGGAUGGUGGCGUGGUCAAUGUCGUGGUAAAGUGGGCCUAUUUCCAGCCAAUUAUGUCAAGCUCAACGAAUGAUGAUGAUGAUGAAAUGACCACAAUGAUGAAAUUGUUUAAUUUUAUUUUAUUUUUUUUUUCUCGUUUUUUAUAUAUAUUUGAUAUUUAUACACACACACACACACACUUAUACGAACAAACGAACAAUACGAUUUAUUUUUAACUUUUUCGGUCUUUCGUCAUUCAUGAAAAAAAUAUCACCACCACCAACAACAACAAAAAGGUAUUUUAUCUGUAUGCAAAAUGCAUUUUUUUACAAAAUUAAUUUUUUGAGAAAUAAAAAAAAAAAAUUAAUUAUU